Sphaerodactylus townsendi is the source of this 2644-nucleotide messenger RNA. RefSeq names its product follistatin like 1 (gene FSTL1). Gene Ontology annotation, biological process: regulation of BMP signaling pathway; multicellular organism development; cell differentiation. NCBI's taxonomy places the organism in Eukaryota, Metazoa, Chordata, Lepidosauria, Squamata, Sphaerodactylidae. The transcript has 11 exons. Gene Ontology annotation, molecular function: protein binding. Bases 157 to 1107 code for a protein of 316 amino acids. The record is from RefSeq and is a predicted model, not a curated record.
CCGGGCAGGGUGGGGUCUUGGGGCGGGUUGGGCGGCGCGGAGGGAGCCGCCUCUCCCUCGCCCGAGACCCUCCCCCGUGGCCGCCCGGAGAAGGAGACGCAGCGCAGGCCAGCCCCAGAGCCACGUCCCGGGGCUGUUGCAGCGCGAUCCGGCAGGAUGCUCCGCGAGAGCCUCUCGGUGUUGGUGGCGGUGGCGGCGAUCGCUUGGGCGCUGCAGGCGGAGGAGGAGCCUAAAAGCAAAUCCAAAAUCUGUGCCAACGUCUUCUGCGGGGCUGGCCGGGAGUGCGCUGUGACGGAGAAAGGCGACCCCACCUGCUUGUGCAUUGAGAAAUGCAAACCCCACAAGAGGCCUGUCUGCGGCAGCAACGGCAAGACGUACCUGAACCACUGCGAACUGCAUCGUGAUGCCUGCCUCACUGGCUCCAAGAUCCAGGUGGACUAUGAUGGCCACUGCAAAGAGAAGAAGACUGAUAACUCUGCUGCAAGCCCAGUGGUCUGCUACCAGGCUGACCGGGACGAGCUCCGGCGUCACCUCAUCCAGUGGCUUGAAGCAGAGAUUGUUCCUGACGGCUGGUUUUCUAAAGGCAGCAAUUAUACAGAAAUCCUGGACAGGUAUUUCAAGAACGUCGACGACGGGGACUCUCGCUUGGACCCCAGCGAGUUCCUAAAGUUUGUGGAGCAAAACGAGACUGCUGUCAACCUCACCACCUACAUGGACCCAGAGACCAACAGACUGCUCAGGGGACUGUGUGUUGAUGCCCUCAUUGAACUUUCCGAUGAAAAUGCUGACUGGAAGCUCAGCUUCAACGAAUUCCUCAAAUGCCUCAAUCCAUCCUUCAACCCUCCAGAGAAAAAGUGCGCCCUUGAAGACGAGACCUACGAAGAUGGGUCGGAGGCUCAGGUGGAGUGUAACCGUUGCGUCUGCGCUUGUGGGAAGUGGGUAUGCACAGCCAUGACAUGCGAGGGUAAGACCCAGCAGGUGCCUUCCCAGGGGCAGCAUCCGGAAGAGAAGCUGACGGAAGAGGAACUAGCCAGAUACGUUCAGGAGCUGCAGAAGCAUCAGGAGACGUCUGAGAAGAUAAAGCGAUUGAGCACCAAAGAGAUAUAAGAAGAGGAUGUCUUCAGGCGGGGGGGGGGGGCGGGGGUGUUCCUUGCCCCGCUCACCAGUCUUUCCUCAGUGCUGAUCUCAAUAUGCAAACGUGUUUAGGAUUGAUUGCCCAAUUCACAGAUAUUUUACAUUGUAUAGCGUCGGAAGGGGGACAAAGAAAAGCAAGCUCUUCUGAAAUUUAAAGGAGGGGCAAGACCCCGUAUAACGGUCUGUAGCGAGAGGGUCAGGAGCUGCACUGUUAGGGAUAAGUGAGGAUAAUACACUGUUCUGCUCAGAGGAAUCAUCACCGUGACCCCGCAGUCUUUGGAAGCAUCUGUGGGAAUUUAUUUGCCAGUAGCGGAGUCCUUCCCAAUGAACGGCUCCUGGGAUUUUCCAUGACAGUUUAUCCAGCCACGUCCACAACCACUAGACAACCACAGGAACCAGGGAAGGAAAUGCUUGUUGCUAAGCAUCUGUUCUAGGCAACGUUGCUAGAUCUCACACCUCCCAUUUUUAACAUCUUUCUGUUUCUCUGUGCAUGCACACACGCGCUCGCCCUUCAUUCUCCCCUCCAUUUUCAAUCCACACCCUGCUUCAGGCAACAAUUCUUGUUCACGUACAUUCCCACAUUGUUGGCUUCCGGCCCCCUGAGGUCGGUUUGACGUUUGGCAACUGGAGAGGGGCUUCCUCUCGAUCUCAGACCAGACUGCCUCUACUUGCCCAAAACUGGCCAUCUUCGGUGCAUCGCGGGCUCAAGAGUGACCUCGUUUUCUUUCCCCCUCCCUUUGCAAAGGUGCUACAAUAUAUUUUCUUAUCACACGCACACCGGCUCCCUUUUUUUAAUUAAUGACUUUUAAUUGAGCUUUUUGUAUCUUGGAUUUAAUAGAUAUUGUUUUUGUAUUUACUGAAAAAAUGCUGUACUUCCGGUCCAAGCUUUGUAUUAUAGCGACAUGUAUCCCAAAAAGUAAAAUCAUGGCAGCGCCAAGAGGAACCGGAGAACUGGAGACCCUUCCAGCAUCCGGCAUUUAAAUUGCCCUGAAGAGGGCAAGGCUGGGUUUUCAGAACAGGACCACAAGUAUAAUAAUUGCCUUCCUGACUGGUCCUCUCUUGCUUUCUAUCACCCCCCAAGAUUUUCUUCUACGAGGAAGGGAUUCUUGAGCUCACACUGGGAGGAGCUGUGGCCAAGCCUGGUCAUUAAAUAGAAGGCAUUAGAAAUGUUCGGUGGACACACACACAAGUUGUUCUCCCCAUAACUUUCUCAAGAGAGGCUCAUGAAGUAAUUCAGUUAUUUUCAGAUAGUAACUUUGGACACUGCAGCCCCACGUAAAUGCCUGGGCAGUUCUGGUUGUGUUCCCUCUGCUCUGAAGGGGAACUCGCCCAGCCAAGAUUUUGGUUUUCCCAUGCAGUGAAAGGGAAUAACUAGACCCCCAGCAGUCUAAGUAGAAAGGUCGUUGAAUUCCUUGGCGUGAGAUCAGAGCCUGUCCCAAUGCAAUUUAGGAAUCCUGACAAUAAAAUCCGGGGUCACAGUCUCCUCACUUUGGUAUACCAAACAUUGAAA